AUGUUGGUGUACUUCUGGGGAUUCCUGUACAGCAACUACCUUCGGUUUUGGCUGAAGUGGAUCUUGAGGCUGCUGACUCGGAAAUGCGAGCUCCAGCGUGUCUUUGACGGCUCGAAGGCAGGCGCGCAGCGGACGCUGAGCAUAGAACAUUCACUGGAAUCAUCAAAGAAUAAGGUUUUAAGAAAUGCUGUACAUGUUGAGGAAGCUGAAAUGGAGAAUUGUAUCAGAGAUGUAAUGAAAGAAAAGAAAAUUGAACAGGAGGAUACAGGGUUUAAGACAAAUCUGCAUAUAUCCUUACUGCAGAUAUCAGGUUAUAAAAAACUUUAUUUGAAUGUGGAAAAUCUGAGGAAGGUCCCGUAUGAUUCGGAUAACGAAGAACAUGAGGAACAGUUAAUUGAGCUUUGGAAUUUGCUGAUGCCGCAUGAGAACCUGAAGGCCAGAAUCACCAAGCAGUGGUGUGACAUUGGCUUCCAAGGUGAUGAUCCCAAAACAGACUUCAGAGGAAUGGGCCUCCUGGGGUUAGUGAAUCUGGUGUAUUUUAGUAAGCAUUACACCGACGAAGCUCGUCAGAUUCUUUCUCAUUCAAAUCACCCAAAGCUGGGAUAUUCUUAUGCAAUAGUUGGAAUCAAUCUGACAGAAAUGGCAUACAGCUUACUUAAGAAUGGUGCUUUGAAGUCUCAUCUGUACAACGUGGUCUCUGGAUUGCCGCAGAUGGAGCACUUCCAUCAGUUUUACUGUUAUCUGGUUUAUGAGUUUGACAAGUUCUGGUUCGAAGAAGAACCAGAAAGCAUUAUGCACUUCAACCAGUACAGAGAGAAAUUCCAUGAAAAAAUUAAGGGACUUCUACUGGAUUGUGAUGUGGUACUAACAUUACAAAAUACAAAGAAACCUUAACUCCUCUGCAGUCUAUGAGGUUCUGCAUCAAAAAUGGAAUUAUGCAUUUGGAUGGGAGUUUUGCAUGUUUCACCAAAAACUGUUUUAACAAUAGAACUUUUUUAUUUUACAUUUAAAAAAAAAAAAAAAAUCAAAAUUCAGUUAAGAAAGCUUGGACAAUCAACCUCUGUUUACAGGUCUUUGUAUGCUAUAUGCUAUUCUCCAAAGAACA
Fulmarus glacialis (Northern fulmar) is the source of this 1105-nucleotide messenger RNA. It is a transcript of the gene ELMOD2, whose product is annotated as ELMO/CED-12 domain containing 2. The transcript has 8 exons. Gene Ontology annotation, cellular component: membrane. The record is from RefSeq and is a predicted model, not a curated record. The coding region runs from base 1 to 894 and encodes 297 amino acids. NCBI's taxonomy places the organism in Eukaryota, Metazoa, Chordata, Aves, Procellariiformes, Procellariidae. Gene Ontology annotation, molecular function: GTPase activator activity.